This is a messenger RNA of Aspergillus chevalieri, 477 nucleotides long. RefSeq lists its product as uncharacterized. Bases 1 to 477 code for a protein of 158 amino acids. The transcript is spliced from 2 exons. The record is from RefSeq and is a predicted model, not a curated record. Lineage: Eukaryota; Fungi; Ascomycota; Eurotiomycetes; Eurotiales; Aspergillaceae.
AUGGUUUCGACCAUCUUUCCUACCUGGCCUCACCUGCUCUUCGGAGUCAUCGAACCCAUUUCUCUGAUUGCUGGCUGGGCCCUCCCCAUAAUCGAUCUAAACUGGUUCAUUCUCGACCAAGCCCCCAACCCAGACUUGAUUUCCGACGCCAUCCAUCCCAGCAGCAUUGCGCUAGCCUACCAACUCGCCAAUCUCUACGGCCUCCUUUUUCUCCUCGGCGUGGGAAUUUGCUACACCACCACUGAGCCCAAGGUUCUGCGCAACUACCUGUUCUGUCUUGCCGUCGCGGACUUUGGACACAUCUACGUGACGUACCUUGCCAUGGGGGCUGAGGCGACCUUCGAUGUCGCAGGGUGGAAUCUGUUGACUUGGGGGAAUAUCUCGAUUACGGGAUUCUUGUUUGUAAAUCGUUUGGCGUACUUGGCGGGGGUUUUCGGGGAUGCUAAGUCGCCUUUGGAAGAUAAGAAAAGGACUUAG